CCGCCGCCAUUGGCGGCCCGGCACUGCCACUCAGCGCCGCCGGGGCGUGGGCGGCGGCGGCGCUGGGCCGGGGGGAGCCGCGAGGCCGGGAGCGGGGUAGGCUGCGCCCGUACUUAAGCGGGCUGCCCGAGCCGCUGACGUCUUUCGAAUUGGAGACGGGCUGCCCCCCUCCCGCCGCGGGCGCCCGCGGACACAGCCGGGGACGGAGCCAAGAUACGAGUGUCUGUCUAGAAUGCCCAGGCAUGCACAGCAGCUUAGAGACCCUGAUAUAAAUCCAUGUGUAGCGGAAACAGAUGCCUCUAGAAAAUGUAUGGAUGACAACAACUAUAACAAGGAUAUGUGUACUGCUUAUUUUUUGAAGUACAAAAGCUGUAGAAAGUUCUGGCAUGACAUUAUGAUGCAGAGGAAAAGAAGUGGUGUAAAACCAGAGAUGCCCUCAGCAGAAGAGAGAAAGAAAAUGUUGGAAACAAUGGAGAAGCCCUACUGACUAGAAACUUGCAUUGAUUGACUGUUUUCACUGUAUAUAUGAAAACUUAGCAGCAAGUUGCCCUUUUAUGAACUGGACUUUACGGUUGCCUUGGAUUAAAAUAAGUUCUUAAAUUUUGAAAUGUGUAAGCUUUCUAAGAUAGAACUUCUUGGUUUUAUUCAUAUUCCCUGUCAUGGCAACUUGGUCUCUCACUGGAAGACAUGGCUAUCAACACAACUUAUGUCUAGACACUUCAGAACUAGAAACUAACUUGCUGUGAAAUGCUAAGUAGAAAAUGAAUGGGACUCACAGAAAGUCUGUUUGAAAAGUCGGGGCUGGUGACUGUUGCAGUGCAGUUGUAAGGGUGGAGCAGGUUGGGAGACUGAUGUGUGCAACAUGUUUCUUGUAUCCAGCUAUUCUGCCUAAUAGUAUGGAUUUAUCAUGUGUGAUCUUAUCACUGUUCACAUGAGCUGUGUUCUGCGUCCCUGCUUUAAAUAAGACUGUUCAUGAACUAAAAUCCCAAAGCUUGUCAUUCGGUCUGCCACUGCACUCAUUGGUGACAGCAGAAGCUUGCAAUAAAUCAGAUCUGCAAGCUUCACUUGUUACAAGGUUAGAGAGGUUGAUGAAGAUAGAACUGGACUCCUUAGGUCUGAACUGAGUGGUACCUUCUGUGGAUAGUAAAUAGAUACUUUGCUGGUGGGGAGGCGGGGUGGGGACGAACUUGUAACCAUGUAAACAUAUACUCUGAGUGACAUGGCAGGUUUAACUAUAGUACAUCUAUCUAAGACUGGACAGCUGAAGCCCUGGGUUUGGAAAUGCUUACUCAUACAAGACUACAAAGCUCAGUUUGAACAGGUACCCUGAUCUUAAGUAAGAUUGAUUCCUUAACUAAACUGAACAACUAGUAAGCAUAAAUGGGUUGCCGUCUAGUGGAAACACUGUUUUCUUACAUCUAGUACCUUCUGGUGUCCUGGCUUAAAAGCUUGCACCCUGUGGUAAAACAGAAAAACCACUGUCAUGAGCUCAAGUUCCAUGUGAAAUCCUUUAGGACUUACUGUGAUCAAGUUGGCAGAACUCUGGCUGACCUCAUGGAGGAUAGUGUAAAAGUGUUGUGUCUCUAUUUAGACUGUUUUGGAAAGACUUCAUGGCUUCCUGUUUCUCCUUCUGUCUGGCUUGUCUUGUUUCUUUCCACUGGAGGCCUAUUUCUAUGCUUAGUGGGAUUUUUAUGCUGUUUCCAGCUUCCCCCUUGUUAUUUGACCUGACUAGUAACUAAUGGAGAUCUGCUUUUCCUCUUCCUCUUCUUUCUAUCUGUUCUCCUUGUGCAAAUGAGUUUUGAAAUUAAUUGAUCGUACCCUUUCUGUUAUUAGAAUGAGUGUGUUACCCUAUGCCUUUUGAGUAUGCAAUUCUCUGAGCAUAGCUGUGCAGCCUGCAAGCCAUGUCACAAGUUUUCUAGUCAGUUCUGGCAAGGGAAAUAGCCUUUCUUCGAUCAAGAUCAGCAGAUUCUUGAUUUUAAAUUACUUUCUCUGCACUUAAAAUUAAAACUUUGGCUCUUUUUUUUUGUGUGUGGAACAGAGAAGAACCUUUCAUUACAGAUUUAAAGGCUCUUUCUUGCCCACAGCCUCCUUGUCAUCUUCUUCCAAUGCCUUCCUACAUAACCAGUCUUUUUUUUUCUUCCCCUCCCCAUUUGGCACCAAUUCUUUUUUUACCAAUUUGAGCAUUUUGGUCUGUUCUCCUUCCAAAUUUUUUCUAGUAGCGUUGUUCUGUCUCUGAUCUAACGAUGUAGUCCUGUCAUGACUUUCUAACACAGGUCCUCUUGUAGGUCUUGUGUUCUCUGUUGUCCCUGUCUUAGUGAGAGGAAUAUUCCUUGCUUUCAUUAGUCAAACUUAGCCAUAAUACUUUAAUGGCCAUGCUUCUAUUUGACCUUCCUGUUCAUCUGGGGUUUUGGAGGAGCUGAUUGACCCCUUUCCCUUAGGGCUGUGUCUCUCUGGACUCUUCUGGUUCUGCUGCCUUGCUUGUCUAAGGGCACCUUCUCUCGCACUUGGCACAAGUUUGUCAUUUGGCACCUCUGCUGUAUCUUUGGGCAUGUUCUUUGCUUCUGUGGCUUUAGCUACUAUUCUAGUGCUUGCUGUUUUCCUGUUGCUGCGCUCUGAUGUUCCAGGCUUACAUUAAAAUCUACUGCAGGUCUUAGUUCUAGGAAAGAAAAACAGCAUCUUCUCGUGAUGUGAUUAUGCUGAUUCUUCCUUGCAUAAGCUCAAAUUCCUUAAAGUCAUUUAUAUUAGGUUUUCCUUUCAAGUUUUCUUUGAGUGUGGAAAUGCCCUUUCUCCUAGGUUAAUUGUUACAUUUACAUUUUUUUUUUUUUCUGCUGAUGCUUGGAAAAUUUCCACUGUUUUUGUUUUCUUUUAAAGGAUGACUAACUUAUUUUUAGAUUUUAAUAGGUACCAUGCACUACUUUGUAGAGCGUUUGCAAGGAACUAGUACUGGACUUCAGAAAGUCAGAAAAGGCGAUGCAUUUUCUGCUUUCAAGUAUCGGUGCAAGAAUGUGGGCUCCCAGGACAGGCUAAGGCACAUGUAAUGCAAGAACUGUAUUCUAAUAUUAGACUUCCUAAUCGUCAGUGGACACACAUGGUAAGCUCUCUGUGGGUGUUACGACACAAUUGAGUUUAGUGAAGAACUGAGGGCAGUUUAAGCAGUGACCUUGUAGAUUUAUUUCAGGUGAUCAGUCACAGGUUGUAGACAAUGUCAUUUAUUAAUUUAUUCUCAUUGUAUAUGUUUCAUAGUUACUGUUAAAUAACACAAUGUUAUGAAAAAUCUUGUCAAAGCAAGAAGGUUUCUUCCUCAUGUCCUAAUGCUUCUCAAAAGUGAUCUUAGUUCAGUCUGAGUUUUCAUCAUUUUUCCCCCUCACUGGAGGUUGCUGUUCUUGCUUUCGCUACUGAAGCUCAAGAGUGGUAAGUUAUGAUAGCUAAAACAUAGGUUCUUAUGUAUGAAAUGUUUGAGUUUUUUCCAUUAAUUUUUGUAGUGCAAUUAACUGUCUUUGGUUGUGAGCCAAAGAUAAUGUUCUUUUCCUCAUACCUGAGAGCUUAUAUUCCACACUUCACUGAAGCGCUGAGGUAAGCUGUAGCCUGCCAGUCUUACUGGGCAGAAGUAAACUGGGCUGAAUUCUUAGUUUUGCUAAAGCACACUCUUGUGUACUAACCCAGAAAACAUAACACAGUGGAUCAAUAUAAUUAAUUCAGAAGCAGGGAAAAGACCUGGGGGUUCCUUUUUUUUGUUGUUGUUUAAUAGGUGUAAUUUUUCAUUUUGCUUGUGGUACAAGGACCAAAUCUGGAUAGUGGCAUUAAUGUUUGGAUUUUUUUUUUGUUUGACAGCUGGAUGGUGCUGUUGCACAACAGACUGUAUGAAAACAGAAUCGCUCCACCCACUACUGGCUUUUUCGAGCUUUUUUAGCCUCUUCCCACCGAGAUAGCAGAAUUCUUGCAGGAGUAGGGAAGAUUGGUGCUGUCUCUACACUAUGAACAGAAGAGAAGGAUGUGUAAAUCACUACUGGAAAAUAAGUUUCUGUGCAGCCUGAGAAACUUUGGAAUAUGGUCCUUGAAAGAGUAUUUUUCACUGUGGUCAUUUGGUCACAGCUGAGCACUGAGCAGCAGCUGCAGGUUCUCUGCCAGGCCCAUGUGAAUGUCCAGACUCCCAUCUGCACGUUUUACCAUCUUACCUUUCCCAUUACUUUAUAGUGCAAGGCCUUUGUAUGUUUGGCUCGGGAAGUUUGCUGCUGCCACAAUUGGGAUGAGAGUGUGCUCUCAAAAGUGUUGAAGUCUUCUAGCUCUACAGUCCCGAAAAUUUCUUUAGGUUUAAUAGCUGAAACUUUGAAAGGCAGGGUGUUGCAUGCUGCAGCCCUUGGGUCUGUUUUGUGGUCUUCUAAUAAAACCUUUGCACUCGUGUGAACAAGGGCAUGCAUAUAGGGGAGGUUUCCCUAAAACUCCUGCAGAAUAGAUGGGAUGAAUUUAGAGUAUAGAAUGUUACUCUGCUGUAAUGCUUAACUUCUACUAAGUGUCUGCAUCUUUAAUGUCUGUCUCCCAAAAUAGCUAUGAAAAAAAAGUAAUGGUAGUAUGAAAAAAGUUUGGAUAAAUAGUACACUCUUGCAGACUUGUAUUCUCUUGCAAGAAUUUGAGGCAACUGGAGGCAGUAGUUCUGUAAGUAUUAAAGUAGUAAAAAGCGUACUAUUUCAGAGUUUUUUUAAUUUUUGUUGCAGCCUAUUUGAUAGGAAAAAUGUAAGAGGUGGGUCAUUAAAAUAAAACCUUAGUAUGUUUUUUUUUUACAUAUGAUACCACGUAUGUAGUAACUAAGAAACAUCAGAUAUUGAAUAAGUAAUUUCCAUCCUUUAGGUUUCUACCCUGAUGCCUCCUAUAUCAAAAUUAUUUUUCUGAGAAUUUUCAGUUUUCAGGCCCUCAAUGUAACAAUCCUCAAAUGACACGUGACUUACUUCCCUUUUGACAAUUGAGCCGCUAAACUGAAUGCAGCUAACUUGAAAUUCCUUUGCAACUUGCCUGUGUCUCCCUUCAGUAUCCCUUUCAAUAAGUUCAGCCUCUUGUUUUCUUCACACUGAUGCUAUAUUCUGCCCUGUGGACACUUCUAUUACAUUAUUUUUUUGAUUUUUAUUCCUCAGGUAUAGUACUGAUUCAUCUCCUGGUUUUGAUCAAUUACUCUGCUUUCCACCCUGUUGUGUAAUUUUGUGAUCACCAUCCAUACCUGAGGUUCAAAGUUCAUCUCGGAGGUUUCAUUCUACAAUUCUAUCCUCCCUAAUUGGCUUGUGCUUAGUUCUCUUUCAGAAGAUAAUUUUCAUUAGCUCUGGCUGGAAUGCUUCCCUGCCCAUAUAUGCAUUAUACAACUGAUUUUUGUUUUUCCCCAAGUGUCUUUUUUACAACACUAUCUUUCCCUUCAACCCAAAAAUGUACUUCUGUAGCUAAUUCCCUGUGAUUAAAAAAAAAAAGGCUACUCUAGCAGCAAACAUGCAUAUCUAUAUAAAAUGCUAAUUAGGUAGCUAGUGAAAUAAUCUCCCUUAUUUUCUAAAUUCUGCUAGCCUGUUCUCAAAGUUUUUCAGGUUCACUUCUAUGGUGGUGCAUCAUGUUUAAUUCAGGCUGUCAGCUCCUUGAGCAGCAACCUGCCACUUCUUAUUAGUCUGUAAAAUGCUGUACACAGCUGUGGCACUGGAGAAACAGUAAAAAUCGUACUGAAAUAGGUUAGGCUGAGAGCUCCAACAGAUUUUCAUGUCUUUCUGAUACUGAAGUAACAUGGCAGAUGGCCUAAUUAUUAUUAGCAGUUCCUUCCCUAGCAAAUCUCUUCUGAGAAGAGACAUGAGGACCAUUUAGUAUGAAACACUCCCACAGACAGCAUCAGAAAUUCCUUCAUGAUAGAAUAUCUAACAAAAUCAGACAAGUUGCAUGGCAUGGCUCUUCCAUCAAUAGGACCAAGGUUUCUUUUGGUGGUAUUUUUGUAAAGCUAAUAAAAUUUUAAUUGUCAAGCUAGGCAUACAUUUAAUUUUUUUUCCAAGAACAUACUUUUAAAAUUAAUUUUGAUAAUUGUUUCCUAUAUCUAGGCUUUUUCUCUUUUUGCUUGCUAAAUUGUGAUAUUUGCAUUAACUUGUAGAUCCUUUAUACCCUGAGGGGUUAUUAAUAUUCAGUCUCCCUAUUUCAGGGGCUGCAUGAGUGUUCUGAGGUAUUCAAUUUGAGUGGGUUCUGGCUAGACCCCCAUCCCCAUGCUAUUUAAAUCAAUCUGGAGCUAUUCAACAACAUGCUAUUGUUGUGGUUUUUUAGUUUUUUUGUUUUGGUUUGGUUUUGUUUUUUAAACUCAAACAUUAAUUGUUGGUGAAUUAGGUUUUGCAUUACAUUGCAGUAUUCUUCCAAUCAUUGCUCUCCAAGUCCCACUACCCUUGGGCUAUCCACUACCUCUUUACCCAUUUUGCUUUGAUAAACAGCUGUGCAUUGCAAUUCCUUCCUCAUGUUUAAGUGACUUCAGCAGAACACAGACUUGAAACAAAAAUGAAAAUUGCUCAGUCUCUGUGAUUUUCUUUAACAGUUUCACUUUCAAAACCAUCUUGCUUCCCCUCUCUUUUUCAUAUUUCUUCAGGGUCACAUCAGUGAGUGCAAGCUAUGAGCCACCCUUUGAAGCUGCUAUGUAACAAACAUUUUCUGUUAAUGCCAAACUCUCAUCCUAUGUUGAAAACGUUUUUACCCUUCUAUGGUAAACAUUACUGCAAAUAUGGCCUCCUGAUUUAGUUUUCUCUCUGUACUGUAUAUUUUGUUCUGUACAAUAUAUUUUAUUCUCUUCUAGCAAAGAGGUGGUCUUGUGUCUAACAUCUUCAGUGGAAUAGAAAUGCAUGCAUCUUUGACUACCUGUUCUUUAUCUCUCACUGCUCAGUGUUCUAAAUUUACACCUUCUCCAAUAUACUUUGUAUUUUUUUUACUACAGGAUUUUUGAAUGCAGCCUUUGCUUUUAAAGGUGGUGUUAAAUCCCUGUACUUCAGGACCUUAGCUAUGCCAUAUUUAUGUUUUGUUUUGGUUUUUUUUAACACUUCAUGUGACUGUUUCCUGGCACAAAAUUGGUCCUUUGUGCCAGGGAAUAUCAAUGUUGUCCAUUGCCCUGUAAAAUCAAUCACCCUCAGUCAUUGCAAAACACCAUUUCAUGUGUGCUGUGGAUAAGUAGAUUUAAAAUAAAGAGUAACAAAACAAAAA
Molecule: messenger RNA, 7191 nt
Organism: Tyto alba (common barn owl)
Lineage: Eukaryota; Metazoa; Chordata; Aves; Strigiformes; Tytonidae
Gene: CHCHD7
Product: coiled-coil-helix-coiled-coil-helix domain containing 7
Exons: 4
Coding region: 233-487 (84 amino acids)
Source: RefSeq, a predicted model, not a curated record